Molecule: messenger RNA, 1676 nt
Organism: Oryzias melastigma (Indian medaka)
Lineage: Eukaryota; Metazoa; Chordata; Actinopteri; Beloniformes; Adrianichthyidae
Gene: cnpy2
Product: canopy FGF signaling regulator 2
Exons: 6
Coding region: 160-708 (182 amino acids)
Cellular component (GO): endoplasmic reticulum
Source: RefSeq, a predicted model, not a curated record
UUUUACUCCUAGACACUAGAGGGCGCUGGUUAAAUUAUCUCCAGCUCGUUACUGUGCGGAGCGGCUCUAUUGCUACGUCACCAUAUUUCACGAAUGUGAUGGAAAAGCGUGGAAAAGCGUCUAAGUGGAAUCCGGAACAUUCUCAGAGGCUUAAGCAGAAUGAAGGAAAACGCUCUCCUGCUGACUUGUUGUGUGGUUGUGUGUCUCUUCCUGAGCUGCAGUCUGGCUGCCAGGCAAGACAUGAAAUGUGGAGCCUGCAGGGCUCUGGUGGAUGAGAUGGAAUGGGCCAUUUCCCAGAUAGAUCCCAAGAAAAUGAUCCAGAGAGGAUCCUUCAGGAUCAACCCCGACGGGAGUCAGUCCAUCAAGGAGGUUCCUCUGGCUCGCUCUGAGGGGAACCUCCUGGAGCUGAUGGAGAGUGUCUGUGAGAGGAUGGCGGACUACGGCGAGCGCACAGACCCCUCCACAGACAGGAAGUCCUACAUCCGGGUCAAGUCUCGGACCGGUGAAGCCAUGGACCUUUCAGAGGCCGCUCUGGACUCCAGAGUCACAUCCAGCCUAAAGUUUGCUUGUGAGACAAUUGUAGAACAUCACGAAGAUGAAAUCAUUGAAUUCUUUGCGCACGAAACGGAAAAUGUUAAAGACAAACUUUGCAGCAAGAGAACAGACCUGUGUGAUCACGCUCUAAACAUGGCCCACGAUGAACUCUGACCUCCUCCCAGCAGUCGACUCCUCCUGCAAAAACACAAUGUCUCUUCCAUCUAUUUAUAGCAGAGCAGCCGUCGAAAAUGAACACAUUUUCUAUCAUUUUUUAUCUAGGAUGUUUUCAAUAAGACUCUUUGCCAUUUUUAGCCUUAUAGCUCCUCACAUUUAGGCCUUUUUCAGGUAUUUGCUGUGAGUUCUGACUUCUGUCCAUCCUGCCUCUUCAGUAAAGGUUGGUGAUUUGCACAAACACUCUUUACUGAAUUCUACUGAAGCUGCGAAGCAGCAAAUGAAUUGCCUGUAGAUUAAGCCUUUUUCCAAGGAAAUCGGGCUGAAUUUGGCAAAGUGUUCUUCUAUUUAUGCAUAUAUGGUUGUCUGAGUCUAAAAAUACUUAUUUGUGUUGAUGUCAGAUACAAUCCACAAUUCUGUUGAGAUUACAUCAUUUGAUGAUGACUUUGUCCCAGUCUAGAUUUUUCUUAUUUUUUUUUUACAGCUAUUAGGGUGUUUUUUAAAAGAUUUUUGUCCUUUUCCAAUCAUAAAAAUGGUAGCUGAGGGGUAAUGUUAAGUUAUUUAAUUACAAUCUUUGUAAAGAAAUAUGCAAUUAAAUUACUCGUCUAUUCUUCCUUCCAAAGUACCUUAACACCAUGUGGAUAUUAUGAAGCGUUAUGGCUUCAUAUCAUCCAAAAUCAAAGAACUAUAAAAAGUUAGAGCUCUAAUUAUUUAAUUAAACAAAUAUUGGCCUGAUUUUCUGUUAUAUUUACAGAAUUAUUGUUGUUAGGUGAUAGUAUAUUUGUAAUUACCUGGCAGUAAUUAAAGAACUGGACCUCAUUGAGCGAUCUUUAGUGGGCAUAAAGAGUCGUUUCCAGUUAUUGAUUUCUGCUCACAGCUGUACAUGCACAAAGAUCAGGAAUCGAAAUGUUUGAGAACCUUUUGUACCAUUUGAACUUUUGUCUUCAAAUAUACUUGUUUGAUGCUAA